Messenger RNA from Salmo salar (Atlantic salmon), 3717 nucleotides. Its product is annotated as integrin beta-like protein E. NCBI's taxonomy places the organism in Eukaryota, Metazoa, Chordata, Actinopteri, Salmoniformes, Salmonidae. The record is from RefSeq and is a predicted model, not a curated record.
ACAGACAGACAGACAGACAGACAGACAGACAGACAGACAGACAGACAGACAGACAGAGAGACAGACAGACAGACAGACAGACACCAUGUCUCCCUCCCAGUCCUCCCUACUGCUGCUGCUGAUGGUCUCCUGCUCCUGGGCCUCCCACUUCUUAGGAGGAACCAUGACCUUCAACCCCAGAGGGACCAACCCAGAUGGGACCUACAGGGUGGACCUUCGUUACAAGACAGCCUUCCACUAUUCCAUCUGUCUUUCUGAUACCUGGUGGUGUGUCAGUGGGGACUGUGGGAAUGAGACCAGUCUAGUGGUUAAGGGAGUGGACCAGGGGAUAUCUGAGGACUGGUGUCAGACAGAAGGAGUCAUGACUAGACACGUCUCCAUUAACACACAGACUUUUGAUCUGCGAUUGGAUAGCUGUUGCUGGAUAGACAAUGAUAAUGAUGUUUAUUUUUGGAGGCUGUUGACUCAUGUGGAUCUUGGGGUCAGGUCUGACACGGGGACAGUCAACCGAUCUCCACAGACCACUGUCAUACCUCUGAUGAGUGUCCCUGCUAAUUGUCAAAGAGAUUUCAACCUGUUGCUGUUUGAUCCAGAUGGGGAUAUGGUCAGAUGCAGAUACGCAGUACCAACGGAUGAGUGUUACACAUCAAGUGACCUUCCUAAUGACUUCACUCUACGAGAGAACUGCACCUUGUCAUUUUGGGGCAACAGUAAUACCACUGGAACAUAUGUAGUUCAGAUGGUGAUGGAGGAUUUCCCGACUCAGUCCAUCUCUCUCUCCUAUACUGACGGAUCUCAAUCUAACAGGACCUCAAACAAUACACUCUGCAAACUGCCUGUUCAGUUUGCAGUGAGAGUGGACCCCCCGGUGACAUCCUGUAUGGAGGGGCUGUACCUACCCAUGUUCCUGUCUCCAACACCAGCCCAGGGUGCACUGCUGUACGCCUCUGCAGACCAACCCCUGGAAAUCACUGUCAGAGCACAGGCUACCAACUCCACGGUUUCAGAGCUGUUGGUGAGUGGACCUUCCGGUAUCACAGAGAACACCACUGAUCCAGGAGAGUACCUUCUAAGAUGGACGCCCACUGAGGAUGAGGAGGGAGGGUACUAUCCUGUGUGCUUCAUCGCUCAGGGAGUGAACGACAGUUCCACGUACCACUCUGAGCUGCGCUGUGUGAUCGUCAGGGUUGGAAACACAAGCGGAGACGUUGUUGUACUGAGGACAAAAGUGUCCGCUCUGAUCCCACUGACAGAUAAUUACAUCAGAAACAUGGUGUUUCAGCAGCUCCGUGAGGAACUGAUCAGACUAGGGCUGCCAGGGGACUUCACGCUACGCCUGUUAGCCACUCAUGACAUCAGUCCCUGAGGGAGGAACAGGAAAUCAGCUCGACUUUCUUCACUUCUACUUGUCUUUUCUUCCUGGUUCUGAUUCUGCAGAUAGUUCUUUUGAAGAAGGAGUGAUUCCUUAUAAUGACAGAAUACGGUUGAUUUGUAAUAAUCUCCUGUGGGUUGCCAAGAUUAGUUGAAUUAACUGACACUACGUCUUACUGGAUGUUAGUUGAAUGAUUUAAAAGUAAAUGAUUUAUGUCUACAAGAAGAAAUGCAACAUAAAUAUGAUUGGUAAUGUACAGAGGUAGACUGAGGUUCUUUCCUGUUUGGUAAUGUACAGAGGUAGACUGAGGUUCUUUCCUGUUUGGUAAUGUACAGAGGUAGACUGAGGUUCUUUCCUGUUUGGUAAUGUACAGAGGUAGACUGAGGUUCUUUCCUGUUUGGUAAUGUACAGAGGUAGACUGAGGUUCUUUCCUGUUUGGUAAUGUACAGAGGUAGACUGAGGUUCUUUCCUGUUUGGUAAUGUACAGAGGUAGACUGAGGUUCUUUCCUGUUUGGUAAUGUACAGAGGUAGACUGAGGUUCUUUCCUGUUUGGUAAUGUACAGAGGUAGACUGAGGUUCUUUCCUGUUUGGUAAUGUACAAAGGUAGACUGAGGUUCUUUCCUGUAGACAGGUUAUUAAACAUUGGGAGAUAUAAUGUUGUUUUCCUUAAGGUGUGAAUCAUAUAGACUGUGUUUGAUUAGGCUUAGAGGACAAGGCCUUAGGAGGUUGAUAAUGAGACGUUAUAAUGGUAAAAUGUUAUAAUGUUGAAAUGUUUAAAAUAUUGAUGUAUUGAGAUAUAACUUGAGUAAUAAAUUAGGUUGUAGAAAGACUAUAAUUUAGUUAAAGGUAGGAGGGUGAAGGGAAUAGGAAAGUUUCAUGUUUGAAAAAUGUAUGUUUUAAGAAGUUGAUGUUCAUGAAGUAUAUUAAGGGUGCUAGCUUGAUCUGGAAAUCCCCAGGUCAGAGCAGCAAGUAGGUUGAAGCGUACGUUCUGCCUAGGUGGGAAAACGUGGAGGUUAGUGGGGGCUGAAAAAGCACCUUUUGAGAAGAUGGAUGCAUUCAUUAGGUGUUAACCACCGAAGGCAUCAGUGGAGCAGGUGGUCAUCCUGAUGAUUUAUCAGAAGAGGCAUUAAGGGUAUAAAGGAAGCAGGUUUCAUGGGAAGGGAAUGACUCUCUUUGAGUUUGCUAGAAGAACCUGUCGUCUGCUGGAGAAAGACUUUUACUGAAGCUUUUUAACUUCAGAUUCAUUUAGAUUUUUAAUAUACUUGGUUUUUUAUUCUGAAAGUGUUCUAGUACAUUCUAGGAGGAACCCUGAAUGUUACCUCAUUGAUAGGAGUGUUCUAGUACAUUCUAGGAGGAACCCUAAAGGUUACCUCAUUGAUAGGAGUGUUCUAGUACAUUUUAGGAGGAACCCUGAAGGUUACCUCAUUGAUAGAAGUGUUCUAGUACAUUUUAGGAGGAACCCUGAAGGUUACCUCACUGAUAGGAGUGUUCUAGUACAUUCUAGGAGGAACCCUGAAGGUUACCUCAUUGAUAGGAGUGUUCUAGUACAUUCUAGGAGGAACCCUAAAGGUUACCUCAUUGAUAGGAGUGUUCUAGUACAUUCUAGGAGGAACCCUGAAGGUUACCUCAUUGAUAGGAGUGUUCUAGUACAUUCUAGGAGGAGCCCUAAAGGUUACCUCACUGAUAGGAGUGUUCUAGUACAUUCUAGGAGGAACCCUGAAGGUUACCUCACUGAUAGGAGUGUUCUAGUACAUUCUAGGAGGAGCCCUAAAGGUUACCUCACUGAUAGGAGUGUUCUAGUACAUUCUAGGAGGAACCCUAAAGGUUACCUCACUGAUAGGAGUGUUCUAGUACAUUCUAGGAGGAACCCUAAAGGUUACCUCAUUGAUAGAAGUGUUCUAGUACAUUCUAGGAGGAACCCUAAAGGUUACCUCAUUGAUAGGAAUGUUCUAGUACAUUCUAGGAGGAACCCUAAAGGUUACCUCACUGAUAGGAGUGUUCUAGUAGCUGUUAGUUUUUUAGACACCAACUGAGGGACUGAGAAACCUGAAGGGGGAGACAAAAAUCUGUUUAUAAUUUGUAGAAGGUAAGAACUUGUUUUUCUUGUUAUUGAACACUGUGCUUCUCAUAAAAUUGUUAUAGACCAAACAUAUUUUAUUGACACACACUAAUAAGGGUUUAGAUAAGGGUUUAGUUAUGGGCGCUGAAGGCAUCUCUCAAUUUAAUCCAAGUUAUAUUUUUGCUUAUCAUCGAUUGGGGAUAUUGAUUUAUGAUUGAUUGAUUGAUCUGUGAUUUUUAAUGCCUGUUUCUGGAAUUUUGAAUAAACUUGUUUUAUUGUUCUGAAA